UUACGACACACAUAGAGUGCUUCAAGGAACUUCUGCUAUAACAUCAUGGCGGGAAAGUAGGACAACAAAUCUGGCAGAUGCAAACAUACAUAUAUGAAAUGGCCACCAAAAGAAAGAAAGUCACAGAUCUUAGCGAUAAAAGCUUGACCAGUAUUAACUUGCCCAAAGAAAUGGUAGAUUCAACUACAAUCAUUUUAGAUGAUAACCAGGUUUCAAAUUUUCAAGCCUUGCAUAAUGUUUUGUCAUUGGAGAAGCUUUCAGUUGCAAGGAACAAUCUUGUGCAAAUUGAUCAGAUAACCCAUCUUUCAAAUCUCCGAGUGCUUGACCUCAAAGAAAAUAAUAUCAUAUCAGCAGAAGGCCUGUCAAACCUCACACAUUUGGAGUGGCUAUGUCUUUCAAGAAAUAAAAUCACAGAUAUCAGGAGUCUGAGCAAGAAUACAUCUUUGCAUCAUCUGGAUCUUUCAAAUAAUGGCAUCACAGAAAUUAAGGAUAUCUCUUCUUUGAUUCAUUUAAAGACUUUGCUACUUGAAGGAAACAAGUUAAGCAGUUUAAAAGAAGUACCAAACUUUUUGCCACCAAGCCUUAUGACUAUGACAAUGGCAGAAAAUGAGCUUGUGGACCUGACAGAGAUUCAGCUGUUUGCUAACUUGCCUUUUCUCGAAGAGUUGUCGUUAUUUGGAAAUCCUUUUGCUGUUGAUGAAUCGGGAAAGUACGUUGAUUAUAGGCCUUAUGUUAUCUGCUGUUGCAAACAUUUAGUGAAACUUGAUGCAUCGUCAGUGACGCAAGCGGACAGACACAGUGCUAAUGUAUUCGAAGCUGAAGGCCAUUUGAAAAUGCUGCAGCCGGGCCAGCACAACAAACUCGCCAGACAUCUCCUCGAAGCAUCGCCAAGCUAUUCGCCAAAGUUCUCGCAAAGGCGCAAAUCAGUUCAAAAUAAAGGAUCAAGAUACUCCACUGGCGUAAACUCAUCUCUUCUGGAAUCAGAGUCUGUGCAUUUGCCUCUGAUUUAUGACUCGCCUCCAAAAUCGAAACCCUCUUCAAUGACAGAGACACGCCCAAGUACAGCUCCACACUUGUCAGAUUUCGAAAGCUCAUCCUGGCAAACAUUGAUGUCAAAUGACCCUUACCUCACAUAUUCUGCCAAUUUUAACGACAAGGUGUUUCACCCUCUGCCCAGCAAGCAUAGUCCAGAGCAUUCAAUCGAUGUAGAAAAAUCCACUUGUGCCAAAGACAGUAAAAUGACUGUUAAUGGUGGCGACGCUAAAGAGGAAACAAGCCCCGGUACACCAACAAGCAGGAAGUACAGAGCAAAAGUUUUCAUCCAGGAAGUUGUUGAUGGAUCAUCAAGUGGCUCGCAUUCUGAUGCUGAGGCAGUCGUUCAGCAUGUGAAAAAAGAAAGUGAGGUUACAGAUUUCCAGGAAGGAGUUUUGUCAAAAACCCCUGAAGACGGUGUCCACCAAGGCAGCAUUGAUGCCUCAGUUGCAUUAACUGCAGACGAGGCUGCUCGAUUACUAUACCUUGCUGCUGCUAUGAUACAGGCCUGUAUCAGGGGGUAUUUACAAAGGAAGAAAUACCGGAGAUUUCUGAAAAUACACAAGGCUGUUGUCAAAAUACAAGCAGUAUGGAGGGGAUACUAUGCUCGUAAAUACAAUGUUAAAAUGAUACAUUUAAGAAACCAGCUAGAGAUUAAGAAAUUGCACACAAAAGUUUUCAAUCUUGAGGGACAUAUCAGAAGAGCUGAGAGAGAAAAGAAGAAGGACAAUGCCAUAAUUUGCGAUGCUCUAAGAAUUUGUAUGCAAGAGAUGAACAUGCAGCGUCAGAAAAUUGAUGAAAUGGAGAAGGCUAGACGGGCUGAAGAGAUGAUCAAAAAUGAGCUCCACGGCAUCUGCGUUGGCCUUCAGAAUGAGAUUUGCCAUCUAAGAUCAGCAAUGGAGAGGCGAGGUCAGUUGCAUUUAGAAACUCUACAUGAAAGUAUGCACAGGGGUGCAGAAACGAAGAACCAGAAGGCACUGGAAAAGGAUGGUCUUGCUGAUGGGUCUAAAAGAAUGUCAAAUGUGGGUGCUGUAUCUAAUGCAGGGAAGGGGGAAGCCGAGGUAAAGAGUCUGCUUAAUGACCAGAAUGGCAAGAUUAUAAGCAUCGAAGAAACAAAAGGAGUCCCUGCUUUAACGCAAAGGAAAGAGUUGUCUAGCUAUGUGCAAUCAGAAUCUGUGCCAAGGAAAGAGUUGACAAACAGUGUACAUGAUCAAAUCGAAAAUGUAAAUUUAGUUUCUGACAAAUUGAAGGAAAUGGGGAAUGGUCAAACAAGUGAUGAAACUUUUAAUUCAAGUAAAAAGUCUGACGCACUGCUUUAUUCUGAUCAUAAUUUAUUAACUGAAAAGAAGCAAGAUGAAAUUAUGUUGGCAAUUUCAACAAAGAAUGGUUCUGAGUCGCCUCCUGAAAAUAGAUUUGGCUCGAUUGAUCCAGAUUCUGUCCAAACAGAUGUUGCAGUAAGCGUAGACAGUAAUUAUGAUGAUGAUUAUUAUAGCGAACCAGAUGAAGGUGCAACAGCUGGGAGACGAGAUGCAAGGCUGAAUGAAACAUUUGAUUUGUCGGAAGGUACGGAUUUGUCAUCCAAUAUGCCCGAAACAAACCAUGAAGAGAGCUGUGUUAGCAAAACUGUAAACAAAGAAGAUAGAGAGUCAGAUAAUGGCGAUACAGUUUUCUUGAGUGAAUCCCCUGACGUCAUUAUUAGAGAUCAAAAUAAUCUUACAGAAAAAGAUAAAAUGAAAGACCUUACAGGUUGGAGCAAAGAUGAUGGAGAUGGAAAAGUUGUAGGUACUGGAAAUUUAAAAGACACAAACAGUUUUGAUUGUGUUGAGAGAAGUGGAGGGUCAGUGACUGUAGAGGUAAGAUCUAUGGAAAGAGGAAUUGGUUUAAUGCAGAAUGUUAAACAAGCUAACAAAUCAAUAGAACGUGAACAUACAGCUUUAAAUAUGAGUGCUAAUAAAAAUUCCUCGAUUGAAUCUGAAGUUAUCGCUUCUUUGGCAACAAAUAAAAACAGCAUUAAAGAGCAGGAUAAGGUUGUGGAAGAUGUUAACGAAAGUCGCGCUGCUUCGUCAGGCGCAUCCCGUGACGUUGAAGAAUCAGCUGGCUCAGAUAACCUGGGUGUAAACAUUGGACCCAGUUCAUUGAAUUCAAGAAAGCAAGAAACCUCUUGUGGGAGAAGGAGAACGUUGUUUCCUAAUGUUUUUUCUUCAGAUAAAGAUGCCAAAGCUAGCCAACGUGUGAUGAACCGCUCCGUAGACUCAAGUAGGCUGUUUAGCCCUCUGGUAACACUUGAACCAUUGGGAAUGCCUGAAGUGUCCAAGGAAAAUGCAUUUUCUAAACCGAGCUUAUUUUCUUCAGCAUUGUUGUGGAGUGAUCGAAAAUUUGAGGCACAAACCAAAACAGAAACGGGACAUAAACACGAAAGAACACUUUUCGGGGAAAAAGGGAUUAAGGGUGUUUACAAGGAAGUUGUUGAGUAUCAUGGACCUCUCUUAGACGAGACUAGCACAUCUAGUAAAUGCAGAGAAGAGGGUGUUGUGUCUGGUGACAAAACAGAAAACAAUAAACACUCUGAGAAGGAAGAACCUAAUAAAGAAAACGGUAGAACAGAAACGAUUCAGAGGGUAGGAGAGCAAUUUUCCAAGGACUUCUCAGAAUCCAAGACUAGUGAAACUUCCUCUAACGAAAUCCAAUCCGAUACCACUACUUCGGCAUCAGUAACUGUAACCAGACCUACUGACGCAAAUGAAAGCGAAUUAGCAUUAAAUGAUACAGUGGUCGCUGUUGAAGAAUCUUUCUUGCGGAGGACAAGGACCAGCACUCCUGUGAAGAGGGUAACUGCAGUUAUAGAUAGGCAAGUUGAGCCUGGUACAAGUGGCGAGGCAUUAGUCGAUCGUAAGGAAUCUGUCAGUUUGGAUAUUGUCCCUGACUGUCUGCAGACCAUGCCAAAACUUGUCCCGUUGACCACUGGGCGAAAUAAAUCACCUGGUAUGCCCUAUUUUGAGGACCAAAGUUUUGAUGCAGGAGAAGAUAGCUUCACUGAAUGAAAGGAGCAAAUCAAUUUGUGUUCCUGGCAUACCAGAUACAAUAUGUGAUAAAGAGUGGUUGUUGAGAAGCCGUUGCCAGUCAAUGGGUAUUGAAGCUAGGUAACUUGUUGAUUUUACUUUAAGCAGCUGUUAAACGCCAAUGCCAUUGCAUGGAUUUGACUGUAAUGAAGUAAUUCUUACAGCAAUGGAUUGUAUUGAAUCUUUGUGAAGAUUUUAUGCUGCUAAGAGUUCAAGCGUGGUCAUCAUCGUAUUCACAGAAAAGAUACUGCUGAGGAAUGCAUUGUUGAAGAUGUCGUAAAUAACCCAGUUUGCUACUUCAGUGCAAAGGAAUUUCUUUCUACUGUGAUAACAAUUUUUUUCAUAACAUUAGUCUUUUUAAAGACGUUUUUUUCAAAGCUGUUACCAAAUGUUAUAUUGAAAAGUAUCGUUCAUGAAUU
Molecule: messenger RNA, 4510 nt
Organism: Rhopilema esculentum
Lineage: Eukaryota; Metazoa; Cnidaria; Scyphozoa; Rhizostomeae; Rhizostomatidae
Molecular function (GO): protein binding
Source: RefSeq, a predicted model, not a curated record